Molecule: messenger RNA, 1029 nt
Organism: Fusarium keratoplasticum
Lineage: Eukaryota; Fungi; Ascomycota; Sordariomycetes; Hypocreales; Nectriaceae
Product: DAO domain-containing protein
Exons: 3
Coding region: 1-1029 (342 amino acids)
Molecular function (GO): FAD binding; D-amino-acid oxidase activity
Source: RefSeq, a predicted model, not a curated record
AUGGUCAAAAUCACCAUCCUGGGUGCAGGUGUCACCGGCAUGACAAUUGCCAGUCAGCUGCCAAUCGAUUACAAGAUCACCAUUAUUGGAAAGCACCUCCCCGGGGACCCAGAGGAUUUCAACUUCGCCAGUAACUGGGCGGGCGCAUGUUGGGUUGGCGUGCCCGAUUCGAGCCCUCGAGACCGGAAGCUACAACUGGACUCAUACGCCGGGCUUUGGAAGAUCGCUUCCGAGCACCCUGACUCUGGCCUUCGAAUCUCUCAAGUUACAGAGAUCAUGGAGACUGGCUCUCCCGAUACCAUCUGGUUCCACGACAAGAUCCGCGGAUUCCGAUUCUUGAAGCCCGACGAAUUGCCUGCCCGCGCGACCUGGGGCAUGACCUACAAAUCCAUCAUUAUUUCUCCACCUGUUUUUCUGAAAUGGUUGAGAGCGCGGCUUGAGGCGAGGGGUGUCGAGUUCAAACGCAUGUCGGUCGAGAACUUGGAUGAGCUCAAGAGCUUGGGUCACGAUAUUCUCAUCAAUGCUUCUGGUGCAAGCUCAAAGCAAUUGCCGGGCGUUGCCGAUAAAACCCUUAUUCCGUGCCGACUUCAAUCGAUUGUGAUGGAAAAGGAUUGGGAUAAAGGAUUCAUCUACCGUGGCCGUGAUGGAUACUACUUCAACAUCUUUGGUCGACCAGACGGUACCUGCUACGUCGGUGGCUUCAAGGAUUUUGGCGUUGACGAUCGAACCGUCUACGACGAACAGAGACAAACGAUUUUAGCUCGCGGCCACCAGGUACUGCCCGAUGUCAUGAAAUCAGAUCGACCUGAAGACUACAAGAUCCUAUACGACAUUGCCACAUCAUACAUGUUAAGACGGCAGGAGCAUGGAGGUGCCAGGGUCGAGAGGGAAGUGAUCAAUGGUCAAAAGGUUGUGCAUGCAUACGGCCAGGAGGCGGGAGGAUUCACCUAUAGCUUCGGUAUGGCAAGGGCUGCCAGUGAACUCGUUGCGCAGUACGCGUACGAGCUUCCUGUUCCUAGCCACUUGUAG